Messenger RNA from Heterostelium album PN500, 3078 nucleotides. Its product is annotated as putative protein serine/threonine kinase. Lineage: Eukaryota; Evosea; Eumycetozoa; Acytosteliales; Acytosteliaceae. The transcript has 8 exons. Bases 1 to 3078 code for a protein of 1025 amino acids. Gene Ontology annotation, biological process: spliceosomal snRNP assembly; protein phosphorylation. Gene Ontology annotation, molecular function: ATP binding; protein serine/threonine kinase activity. The record is from RefSeq and is a predicted model, not a curated record.
AUGUCAACUAAAAUCACACAACAACUCUCGAGAUCCAUCGAUUUACAGUUCGAUGAUCUCUUUCCAACUUCUGCUCAUCACCACGAUGGUGAUGACCGUGACGAAGGAGGUGGUCACCAAUCAACCAUGAACAUGACCAACAUCAAAGGUUCAUGUGCUUCAGAAAUGAAUAACAACAACAACAACAACAAUCUAACAUCAUCAUCAUCUCCGAUGUUUGUAAAGAGAUCAACUCCAACUCCAAUCUCAACAACAAAGACACCAAAGAAAUUCAUUUUCAACAACAACAAUAAUAAUGGUGCCGUUGAUGUUCCUGUUACAACUUCUAAUAAUUUGACAAAGAAAUUAUGGUCACAAGUUGACGCUCAUUCCAACAAUGACAAUAAGUUUGUUUUCACUGGAGACUGUGGUGUGGAUGCUACACCACCAUCACGCACACUUGCCGAUCUGCCACCGAUGAUGAUGAUGAUGGAGAGUCUCGAUUUGGGAGAGCAUCGCAUCUAUCCAGAUGAAUCGGAGUUUGAAACGGUUUCCUCCGACGAGUCCGAUGGCAGCACCGGUAUCUCCACAAGUGGCGACGAGUCAACUCAACAGCCGAUUGACAAAGAGGAUUACAUUCCGCUGAGCUCAUCAAUCAAGAAUGUAAAGACACUGAACCUCUCCACCACUAUCAACCUCUCCAGUUUCACUCAAUCACAUCUAGUUGGAAGAGGUGGAUUCGGAAAAGUACACUUGGUAACAAAGAACGAUUCCAAAUGUGUCUACGCUUUGAAAUCAAUCAAGAAGAAUCAUAUCAUUAAGUAUAAAAGUGUUAUUAAUACACUUGCUGAAAAAGAUAUCUUAAAGAAAGUUAAACAUCCAUUCAUUGUUCAAUUACACUAUGCCUUCCAAGAUGAAAAGAAAUUAUAUCUUGUUAUGGAUUUUGUAAAUGGUGGACAAUUGUUUUAUCAUAUGGUAAAGGAAGCAAUGUUCUCAGAGGCACAAAUGAAAUUCUAUGCUGCCGAGUUGAUUCUUGCUAUUGAGCACCUUCAUAGCUUGAAUAUCAUCCACCGUGAUUUGAAGCCAGAGAAUAUUUUGUUGGACUCUGAGGGUCAUAUCAUUUUGACCGACUUUGGCUUGGCCAAGGAAGAGGUCAGUGAGGAGGGAUCGACCGGUUCCUUCUGUGGCACCAUCGACUACAUGGCACCGGAGAUGAUCCAACGCAAGGUCUAUGGAAAAUCGGUGGACUGGUGGUCACUCGGUGUCUUGAUGUACUACAUGAUUGUCGGCAAACCACCCUUCACCUCGCAGAACAACCACUCGCUGCAGGAUCGCAUCAUCAACGAGAAACUCAAAUUCCCAAAGUUCAUCUCGCCACAGGCCAAAUCGGUGAUCACCGCACUCCUCAUCAAGGAUCCAAAGAAGCGAUUGGGAUGCGACGGCAACGGCACCCAGAAGAUCAAACAACAUCCAUUCUUCAAGAGUAUCCAGUGGCGAAAGUUGGAGGCACGCGAAAUCGAAGCGCCAUUCGUCCCAAAGACCACCGACGUCGGUGACAUCAGCAACUUUGACAUCGAGGGACUCAGAAAAGACAACCGUCCAUCGAUUUCAACUUCACCAACACUAAGCUCAUCGCAACAAGCAUUCUUCCACGGAUUCUCAUUUAUAUAUUUAUAUAGAGAUAUGGAUUCAGAUGAUGAUUUUGAUGAGUUUCAACCAAGAGCAUUUGAGGUUGAUGAUUCCGAACCGACAGAUCUCGAUAGUGAACCUCUGACAGGUGAAGAGUAUCUGAGGCGAGUUAGAUGGGCAGCCAACAAAUGUCCAAAGGUAGUCGUUGCCAAUAUAGACUACUCAAAGAUUAAUAAUAGACCUUCGAGUAAAUAUUUUACACCACCACCAAAGCUUGCGGCUUGCAAACCAGAGUUACUACCGAGCGAAGAAUGGGAAACAAACUUCUUGGCAACUUUCUCUGACUAUAGACUAAGAUUACAACGUCAGAUAUUAUCACAGGAUUCACAGCAACAACAACAACAACAACAACAACAUAUAAAGAUUCCACAUCAAAACGAUAAGAGAUCAUGGUUUAUAUUCUGUUUUGGUACACCUAUUCCAACUGUUUCAACUGGUACAUCAACUGUUACAUCAACAACUUCAAAUGUAAAUAAUACAACUACAAGCUCAACUAUAAAUAAUACAGUUAAUGUUGGUAAUCAACCGAGUCCAAUGAUAUUAAAACAAUUAGAUCAUAUUUUGGUUGUACAACUUUUACAAUAUCAUAUCGAAUGGCUAGAAUCAAAGGAUCUAACGAAAGAACGAUCAUUUUGGUUGUACACUUUACUCUCUAGAUUAGAGAAGCCACUGGAUGCUGAUACUGGUGCAAACUUAAGAGUGUUACUAAGAAGAUUAGCUGUUUUAAGAUCAAAAGUUGAAAGUACAAACGAUAUGAUCUUACCAUCUAUUAAUAUACUUAUGACAAUUAUAUCAAACAAUCUCCAUGGAAUUAUGAUUGUACCAAAUGCCCCCUGCUUGCUUAACAUCAUGCAUGACGGUUUUGCUAAAAUUGUAAAACUAGAAGAAUAUUGGAAUUUGACCAACAAAUUACUCAGUCACUUCAAUAACAAUCUGUUUGAAUCGACAACCGAUGUCUUUUUCCACCAUAGAUUACAGACAUCUAUAAGUAUUGGAUCGCUUUGUUGUAGUGCUCGUUCCAUUGCUUCAUCAAGAUUAUAUCAACAACUUUACCAAUCAUCCGCUGGUGUUAUAGCUACUGAUCAUCCAUUCACCAAUAUCUUUAGAUAUUUACAAUCGUUGGAUAUCUCAUUCAAUCAUCCAAAGAUCAGUGUAGAUAUCGUUGACUCGGUGUUUCGUUUGCUCAGACAACAGGGUGCCACCACUUCAGUGGAGCAUUUGACACUCCAUUCAUUUAAUAGCUUCCCAUUCGAGUUGCUUUCAGAGUUUGAUUCGAUAAGAUCGUUGGAGUUGGAUAUAUCGACCUUUGGUUACAACGCUUCAAAGCAACAGGAUUUCGCCAAGCUAUCAGAGUUUCUAGAGAGUAGAGCCAAGUCGAUUCGAUCGCUCUCUGUCAUCAAUGAUCAAUAA